GCGCCGCACCUGCAGCCCCGGCCUCCGGCCGCCCACUUACCGGCCGCGGAAAACGGCUGCUGUUGGUUUUGACGCCGCCCGCUUCCCGGACCGCCUUUUUCUUUAUUUAAUUUGUCUGCCUCUGUGUCUGCACCGGUGGAAACAAGAAGACGGCCGUGAGCGAUUUCCUCGUGCACCACACACUGCAUGCAUCCAUGCCAUUGAACACGGUCACUUAUUCGUUUGGUCUGGCCCCGUUUGUCGGUCGCUGUUUCAACCUUGCUCUUCCUUCCCUUUUUUCGUGGCUUUUUUGGCUCGGGUCAUCCCGAGUCCGUCCGUCAGCGGCUGACCGCCGUUUUAUUCCCUUGGAAUUCCGCCCCGCGUUCCUUUUUAUCCCUUUCGCCCCCUUACUCGCUUUUCUGUCCCUUUUUCGUCGAAUCUUCUUCGGGCAUUCACUGCAUGCAAUGGAUGGAUUUCAUCCGACUGCACUGCCAAUUCCACGGGAUGUCGCGCUGUCGCGCUGUCGCAGCCCUUUGGGCCUAAUGGGCAGCCGUCGACCACCUGUUUACUCGCCUUGCACACAAUACAUGCAUGCAUUUAUGCCAUUCGUGCUGCUCGCCGGAGUCGAGCUCCGACGCCGGGCCGCCUGUCUGCCUGCCUGCGUGGUGGGCGGGCGAGACAACUCACCGCCGGGCUGGCUGUCGAAUCUCCCUUCUCCUUCUGUCCAAACUAAAAUAGGGGCGCCAGCCAAGACAAGCAAAGCAAGGAACCGGCCGUCGUUUGCCUCACUAAUCGGCCGGGUCGAGUUUGCACCCACCGGCCCGUCGCAAACAUCCCCCCUCCCAUUUGUCAAUUGCGAGUUUUAUUUUCUUGCCGACUUCCGCUGACGUGCACAAUGUGCCCUGUUUCAAGCCCUCGCUACUAUCAGUGAUCGUCGGGCAGCCCACCGAUAAGACGGCCGCAAGGUCGCCGCACCCUGCAUGAGUCGACUU
Molecule: messenger RNA, 971 nt
Organism: Lasiosphaeria miniovina
Lineage: Eukaryota; Fungi; Ascomycota; Sordariomycetes; Sordariales; Lasiosphaeriaceae
Exons: 1
Coding region: 195-866 (223 amino acids)
Source: RefSeq, a predicted model, not a curated record